Messenger RNA from Populus euphratica (Euphrates poplar), 1943 nucleotides. Its product is annotated as aspartic proteinase PCS1-like. The transcript has a single exon. The coding region runs from base 298 to 1632 and encodes 444 amino acids. Gene Ontology annotation, biological process: proteolysis. Gene Ontology annotation, molecular function: aspartic-type endopeptidase activity. The record is from RefSeq and is a predicted model, not a curated record. Lineage: Eukaryota; Viridiplantae; Streptophyta; Magnoliopsida; Malpighiales; Salicaceae.
UGGACUCGAAUUUGUCAUUCACAUCGUCCCCGAGAAAAGGCCUUUUGUUUUGUGAUUGUCCACACGACGAAAAUCCCAGUCUCCAAAACUAACGACACGUAUUCUCUUACAAUUAAUGCAUUUUUCCAAGCAUAGUAUUUAAGCAACACAAAUAAAGGAAACUCCACAAGGAUAACCGCAACUCCCUCCCUCGCCUUCAUCAAUUCGUUCAUUGAUCUUUCAAGUUUAAAAUUAUAAGCCAUUGAAAGCGGUUGAAGCCCCAAGCAAAGAUAAACAGAAUUCAUUAAACAAAACAUCAUGGUUUUGCUUCGGCUUCUUGUCCAGCUAUUUAUUUCCUUCAUUUUCUUGCGAUCCAAACAAUGUUUCUCUUCAAAUCAAUCACCAAUAAUAGUACCUCUAAGAACCCAAAACAACCAUCAUAUCUCAACAAGACGACUCUUCUCCAAUAGUUCUUCAAAAACCACAGGCAAGCUCUUAUUUCAUCACAAUGUUACCCUCACUGCCUCUCUCACCAUUGGCACGCCCCCACAAAACAUUACAAUGGUUCUUGACACAGGCAGUGAGCUUUCGUGGCUCCGUUGCAAAAAAGAACCAAACUUUACAUUCAUUUUUAAUCCUCUUGCCUCCAAAACAUACACUAAAAUACCUUGUUCUUCACAAACCUGCAAGACACGAACCAGUGACCUUACCCUGCCCGUUACUUGUGACCCGUCCAAGCUCUGCCACUUCAUCAUCUCCUACGCUGAUGCCUCUUCCGUUGAAGGCCACCUCGCAUUUGAAACUUUCCGGUUCGGAUCGUUGACGCCGCCCGCUACUGUUUUCGGGUGCAUGGACUCGGGCUCUAGCUCCAAUACAGAGGAAGAUGCAAAGACAACCGGGUUAAUGGGCAUGAACCGUGGGUCAUUAUCAUUUGUGAACCAGAUGGGAUUGAGAAAAUUCUCGUAUUGCAUAUCGGGUCUUGACUCGACCGGUUUUUUGCUUCUCGGGGAGGCCAGAUACUCGUGGCUUAAACCCUUGGAUUACACUCCUUUGGUUCAAAUGUCGACCCCUUUACCCUACUUUGAUCGGGUCGCUUACUCUGUUCAGCUUGAGGGAAUAAAGGUAAAUAACAAGGUUUUGACUUUGCCCAAAUCGGUGUUUGUACCGGACCAUACCGGAGCAGGGCAAACCAUGGUCGACUCGGGUACCCAGUUUACGUUUUUACUGGGUCCGGUUUAUGGUGCCUUGAGAAAAGAAUUUCUAUUACAAACUGCAGGGGUUCUAAGAGUUUUAAACGAACCGCACUUCGUGUUUCAAGGAGCAAUGGAUCUCUGUUAUUUGAUUGACUCAACUAGGGCCACCUUGCCAAAUCUACCGGUUGUCAAGUUAAUGUUUCGGGGAGCCGAGAUGAGUGUGUCGGGUCAAAGACUGUUGUAUCGGGUCCCGGGUGAAGUUAGAGGGAAGGAUUCAGUGUGGUGCUUUACUUUCGGAAACUCUGACGAGUUGGGAAUCUCAUCGUUCUUGAUUGGUCACCACCAACAGCAAAAUGUCUGGAUGGAGUAUGAUCUUGAAAAUUCCAGGAUUGGAUUUGCGGAGUUAAGGUGUGAUCUUGCUGGUCAACGGCUCGGCUUGGACGUCAAGAAUUUAGCAUGACUCCUCUGCGCCGGGUCCGCUCACACGUGGGGCUACUAUAUAUUUUCAGUAGAAAAAAGGCGAAAUGGCCCUUUAUUACCCGGUCUUUGAUGGAUGGGGUGCCACCCUCUUUUAAAGAGUUGAGAAUAUAUAAAGUUCCAUGUUUUUUGGGGGGGCGACGUGGAGUGUUGGGAUUGGAUUCUGUGAUCAAUUAAUGAGUCAUUGUCCAGUAAUAUAUUUCUGGGACAGUGUCUGUGCGUGAAGAAAAUUUAGGAUUUUGGAGCAUCAAAUGCAAUGCUCAGUAAUAUAUUUUUGUAUCGUACAUGACAUUA